Postia placenta MAD-698-R-SB12 is the source of this 3321-nucleotide messenger RNA. RefSeq lists its product as hypothetical. The transcript has 16 exons. The coding region runs from base 1 to 3321 and encodes 1106 amino acids. The record is from RefSeq and is a predicted model, not a curated record. Lineage: Eukaryota; Fungi; Basidiomycota; Agaricomycetes; Polyporales; Adustoporiaceae.
AUGUCAACUGCGCUCACCGUCGACAAUACUUCUACAGGCAUACUCGCAAGAGCCAUGCUUCGGCGUCUCCCGGUGGAGAUCUGGUUGCAGAUCAUCGAUGAGCUCGGCGCAGCACGCGAAUACGAUACGUUGGAAGCGUGCGCAGAGGUCAGCGAAGGCUUGCUGAAGGAGACAGCGGAGAAGUACAUUCCAAACGAAAUGACACUCAGGACGCGGGAGGAGAUUUUGAGCAUCAGUCUGAAGCAGCGCUGGCAGGGACCAAGGAAAGUGCGCAUCGAGAGAGGACUGCAACAUGGUGAGCGGCUUCCGAUUCCACACCUGGCGCCAUUCGCUGCGAGGCUCGCAGGAAAAUGGUCACGCGUACACUUGCUGACGAUCGAGAGAGCGGAGUGGCGGGUGGACGACUUCCAUCUGCGUUCCCUCUUGCUCGAUUUGGGCUGCUUCCGCAUCACAAACCUUAAGCUGUAUGACGUGACGUUCCCUUCGAUCCCGACAUUUUGGCGCGUUGUCUGCGUCUUCCCUGAACUGUCGGCGCUCUACCUCGAUGGCGUCAAGAUCGUGGAGACUGCCGUCGAUGCCCGGACGCUCUCCGCCUUGCGCCUGCUGCGUGCUCCCCGCCUGCAGUGGAUUGAGCCCGAUCGGCAUUCACACCCAGCAACGGACUUGGCUGGGCUGCUUCACGUGUUUUUAGCGCAGACCGUGCCGUCCCCCAAGGCACUUCCAUGGAGACAUGUCGGGCAUCUGCGCUUGUCCGAUGUCACGCUUCCGACGGCUGCUGCCUUUGGACGCUUGCUUGGCGCCUUUCCCGGCCUCAAAGAACUCAUCAUCAACGGGCCUUGUACGUUCGCCGCACAUGGCUUGAACCCGAGUCAUGCCCCUCGGCGUCCCCACAUGCCAUUAGUAUCCGGAAUUCUAGAGCUGGGCAAGGACUUCUCCCUAUGCUCUGAUCCCCAGUCUGUGCGUGACCUCGUCGACCUCCUCAUUCAAUCUGGUGUCAGUCGCCGCCUGGGUCGUAUCAUAGUUUGGCUGUCCCUGUCCAUGCGUGUAGCAACGAACAUAGAUCUCUCCCUCAAUAGACUUGUCAAGGACGCUGGCAAAUCACUCAAGUACCUUUCACUCCGGGUACUCCCGCAAGACAGCUUACCGCUCUUCAACGAAGCAUCCACUUUAAGCACAGAUACACGUCUCUCGCACCUUGCCUGUUCAGUCAAUAUCACCCACGAGGACGGUUCAUGGAUGGCUCUUCUACUAGAGCUUCUUCGCCAGGUCACAUCCAAGCCAGAAGACUUUGGUUACCUCGAAGUGGCCUUCAAUGUCAUGGACGAUGCAGACCUUACAAAGAUAGUCUCCGGGCCAAAGCUAUGGUGGAGUCAUGCUUACCAAAGCUGGCUGCAUGGAAUGUUCUGUAACAUCAGGUACUAUGCACACCGAGUUCGAACUGAUGAUACGAUUACUGACGGCGGGUGCCUGCAGGACGCCCCACCAAUGUCCUCCCCAGACGCGACCCCGGGCGGAUGUUGGCCUCUCUCGGUGCUGAUUGACAUGCCCGGUCCAUCUUCAUUACUCCGUCGUUCUGUGCGACAGGAGGCUCCGCAGUCGAGCAUCGCGCAAGCUUGGGGGAGUGAGAAGACGGAGACUGAUGUGGCAAAUGAGGCUGCGAGGCUCGAAGCGCUGUCGAGAAGCACCGCGCUCGCACAUGAUCCAGUUCAGAACGCCCAGGGCGGACCAGGACCCACGAUCUCGAGCGUCGGGCAGUUCCAUGCGAAACGCCAGCAUGCCAUCUGGAGGAGCGCCGUGGGACACGAUGGACUGUCGGGUCUGGCCUUAGACCAAGCACAAGAGAGGUACUGGGAAGAUCUUCUGCAGACAUUCCUAGGAUUUGAACGCCGAGAGCGCGUGUCACCGCCCUGUAUGAUAGACAUAAGCUACGAGGAAAACGGGACAUCUUCAACGUCGAGAGCGUACGGACCGGAGCUGCAAAAUCCCAGACAUUUUCUCAAACACCAGUCAAAUGAUAUGCGUCCCGACUCCCUAGGGGAUCCUGAUCAACAGCCUGUAAGCACGGCGAAGAGUGGAAUAGGCAUGAUGGAUUUCCUGCGCAACCUCGGUCUUGCCUUGGUCUCUGGAAUCGAGUCGGAUGAGAGGAAUGUGAGCUCAAAUUCGACUUUUAUUACCUUAGCUCCUGGAGUCAAGAUCAUGGACAUCCCCAGUCUACCCAUCGAGAUAUGGGAGCACAUUAUCGACUACAUGAGCGGCGAUUAUCACUCGUUGACGAGUUGCUCCAUGAAAGGAACGAUGUGGAAAGGCCCUGAGCAGGUGUGCAUUCACGCUCUACACCAUGGUCACGAUCGCCGGAUACCACAUUUCGCUUUAUUCUCAAUCAUGCUCGCUGGCCGGUGGAAGCGGACACGGCAGCUGUCCAUCCACUCAGCGGACUGGCGUGCUCAAGACAUGCUACCAAACGUCUUUCUUGGCCUCGCGACGUUCGAGUUCGUCACACAUCUCUCCCUCCACAACGUUUCAUUACCCUCAAUUGUGAUCUUUCGCCGGCUUGUUUGCUCUUUCCCGAUGCUCCAGCACCUCAGCUGUCAAAAGUUGGUGUUCAGCGUCGAGCACCGCGUUGACUGUCUACGCAGCUCGAAGUAUACGGUAUCCAAAAAGCUCACCCGCCUUUACAUAGGUGGGGGAGCUUCAUGCGUCGGCAUUAUGAACACCUUGACCGCUGCCAAUGCUUGCUCGUCCUUGCAGGACGUUGAUUUCCAAUAUGGGGAUCGCUCUCUACCCGGGGAUCGUCAGGUGCUCCUAUGCAUCCAACGAAUCCUGCGUCAUGCAUCGUCUCUUGCAUAUUUCAAGUUGACCCUGAUCCUGGGGCUCCUGCAGCAAGCGGAAAUUCCUGCCUAUUUAAGGCAACUUGACCUAUCAAAGAACACAAGUCUGAAGACCGUAGAUCUCAAUCUAUUGAUCACCGACCCAGCUGUCGACUACGAAUGGAUUUUCCGCUCGCUGGCCAAUCUCAGUGCUAAAGGACUCCAGAGAUUCUUCAUUACAUUUGAUCUCGAGCCUCUGCAGGACAAUCAGCAAGCCAUCGCCGUACUCGAAACGCUGGGUGCGGAGAUCUUGCCGGAGCUUGAUCGCACAUUAGAGGCGCACGACUUCAUGUCGCUCCUUGACGUCGCCAUUAGAGUCACGCUCCGCAACGAAACAAAGCUGGGUAAGGAUUUCUCGUCCAAAGCCUUGCUAUGUCGGGCCCCUAUUAUGGAAAGCCGCGGAAUUCUUAGGGUAGAGGUGAUGGAGAUUCCGUGGAUUAUUUUGCCAUCGUAG